CCGGCCCCUCUAUCCAGCCCCGUACACGGGAGAGUGCGGUAGAGCUCACUGCAGUCCCCCGCCCUGAGUAACGUCCUAGCUACCGAGAGCCCACCGGGGAACAGGAUUCAGGGCGCCUCCGUGCACUUUAUUUCUACCUCUAUGACUUGUUAGAAACUUCUGCUGGCAAAUCAGUGUCUCCCUCUGCGUAAAGGGACCCACAGAACAGGUCCUCAAGUUGUGGGAAAGUGAUUAGAGUCUGUGCUGUUUGUGGAAGUGCAGGCGUUAUCCUGAGGAUUUGGUGCUAAGUACCUGGAACCUAUCAGAGAUCCCGUUAUCGGUUCUCUGCUCACCGGACUUUCUGCAGCUCAUAUCUUCGUGAGGCUGCCCCCGUUUGCCCGGUAGGAUGCGGCCUCCAGUGUUGCUGUCCCUGUUACUUUUAUCAGGGGUAGCCUGGGCCGCUAUGGAUGAUUGCACGGACCCUGCAACAGGUCGGCCCCAGCGCUGUAUGCCAGAGUUUGUUAACGCCGCUUUUAAUGUGACUGUGGUGGCCACUAACACCUGUGGCUCCCCGCCCGAGGAAUACUGCGUGCAAACCGGGGUCACCGGAGUGACCAAGUCCUGCCACCUGUGCGACAGCAGCCAGCCCCACCUGCAGCACAGCGCCGACUUCCUCACCGACUAUAACAACCAGGCAGAGACCACUUGGUGGCAGAGCCAGAGCAUGCUGGCCGGGAUCCAGUACCCCAACUCUAUCAACCUGACACUGCACCUAGGAAAGUCCUUUGACAUCACUUACGUGCGUUUGAAAUUCCAUACGAGUCGUCCAGAGAGUUUUGCCCUGUAUAAAAGGACGCAAGAAGAUGGUCCCUGGAUACCCUACCAAUAUUACAGUGGGUCUUGCGAGAAUACCUACCAUAAAUAUCACCGCGCCUUUAUCCGCACUGGGGAAGAUGAGCAGCAGGCACUUUGUACUGAUGAGUUUAGCGACAUCUCCCCACUAACAGGCGGUAAUGUGGCUUUCUCCACGCUUGAGGGCCGCCCUAGUGCCUACAACUUUGAUAACAGCCCUGUACUGCAGGAAUGGGUUACUGCCACAGAUAUCCGUGUAACACUGAACAGGCUCAACACGUUUGGUGACGAAGUGUUCAGCGACCCCAAGGUGCUCAAGUCUUACUAUUACGCCAUAUCUGACUUUGCAGUAGGAGGCAGGUGCAAGUGUAACGGACACUCCAGUGAGUGUGUGCGCAACGAGUUUGACAAGCUGGUCUGCAGCUGUAAACACAACACGUUUGGCAACGACUGUGAGAAGUGUUUGCCAUUCUUUAAUGACCGUCCCUGGAGAAGAGCAACAUCUGACAGCGCCAAUGAGUGCCUGCCCUGUAACUGUAAUGGUCGCUCUCAAGAAUGUUACUUCGACCCCGAGCUUUACCGUUCUACUGGUCAUGGCGGUCACUGUAGGGGCUGUACUGAUAACACUGAUGGACCAAACUGCGAACGCUGCCGUGAGAACUACUACCGACAGGGCAGCGAAGAACCGUGUCAGGCCUGCCACUGCAACGCUGUGGGCUCGCUAAGCACGCAGUGUGACAACUAUGGACGUUGCAGCUGUAAACCAGGUGUGACGGGAGAGAAAUGUGAUCGAUGCCAGCCUGGCUUCCACUCUCUCACAGAGGCCGGGUGCAGACCCUGUGCUUGUAAUCCUGCCGGCAGCGUUGAUGAAUGUAAUGUAGAAACCGGACGUUGUGGCUGCAAGGACAAUGUGGAGGGAUUCAACUGCGAGAGGUGUAAACCUGGGUUCUUCCAUCUGGAUGCAGCCAACCCCCGAGGGUGCACACCCUGUUUCUGCUACGGUCACUCAUCAGUUUGCAGCAAUGCAGAAGGUUUUAGAAUUGUCAGCAUCACCUCCACGUUUGAAAGCGGUGUGGAAGGCUGGGUGGCGCAGCAGAGGGACGGAUCUGACUACUCUCUCACCUGGAUCUCUGAGAGCGACGCAGUGUCCGUUACUUCUGAAAGCUAUUUCCCUAUUUACUUCAUUGCACCAGCAAAGUUCCUUGGAAAUCAGGCACAGAGUUAUGGACAGAACCUUACAUUCAAGUUCCGUGUGGAACGCCGGGAUACGCGUCUCUCUGCAGAGGAUCUGGUACUGGAAGGGGCUGGGCUCAGAGUAUCUGUCCCUUUGAUCGCUCAGGGAAACUCUUAUCCCAGUGAAAAUAGUCUGCAAUAUGUAUUCAGGAUGCACGAAGCCACUGAUUAUCCGUGGAGACCAUCUUUAUCCCCCUUUGAGUUCCAGAAGAUGCUGCAAAAUUUGACAGCCAUUAAGAUCAGGGGAACCUACAGCGAGCGGAGUGCCGGGUUUCUAGAGGAGGUGACCUUGGUGACUGCCCAGCGAGGUGGCAGUGGUGCUUCCGCCCAAUGGGUGGAGGUUUGCACCUGCCCCACUGGAUACGUCGGACAAUUCUGUGAGAGCUGUGCCCCUGGCUACCGAAGAGAGAACCCCAGUUUGGGACCUUACAGCCCAUGUGUGCUCUGUACCUGCAAUGGUCACAGUGAUACAUGUGACUCGGAAACUGGUGUAUGCGAGUGCCAGCAUAACACAGCAGGUCCCAAUUGUGAGAGGUGCAGUGAGGGUUAUUAUGGUGACAGCACCGCUGGCACCAGCAAGGACUGCCAGCCUUGUCCCUGCCCUGGUGGCUCCAGCUGUGCUAUGGUACCGAGGACCAAGGAAGUUGUCUGCACCAACUGUCCACUGGGAACUACAGGAAAGAGGUGCGAGCUAUGUGAUGAUGGCUUUUUCGGAGACCCCCUGGGUGAGAAUGGGUCCCCCCGGCAGUGCCGAGCUUGUGAUUGCAACAGCAAUAUUGAUCCCAAUGCUGUCGGAAACUGUGACCGCCUGACUGGAGAGUGUCUGAAAUGUAUCUACAAUACAGCUGGGUUUUACUGUGACCGCUGUAGAGACGGCUUCUUUGGAAAUCCACUGGGACCAAACCCUGAUCUAAAGUGCAGAGCCUGCAACUGUAACUCAUACGGCACCGUGAGAGGACAGAGCAGUUGUAAUCAGGUGACCGGGCAGUGCGAGUGUCUCCCUAACGUCAUCGAGAGGGAUUGUUCCGCAUGUGAGCCAGGAUUCUACAACCUGCUUAGUGGGCUUGGCUGUGAGAGAUGUGAGUGCCAUCCCCUAGGUUCCACUAAUGGUCAAUGUGAUAUCCGUACUGGGCAGUGUGAAUGCCAGCCAGGCAUUAGUGGGAAACGGUGUCAGCAUUGUGAACCUAACCACUUUGGCUUCGGACCAGAAGGCUGCAAACCAUGUGACUGUGAUCCCGAGGGCUCGCUUUCCCUGCAGUGUAAGGAUGACGGGCGAUGCGAGUGUAAGGACGGCUUUGUGGGUACCCGUUGCGACCAAUGUCAGGAAAACUAUUUCUAUAACAGAUCAGGCCCUGGGUGCCAGGAAUGCCCAGCCUGCUACCGCUUGGUUAAGGAUAAGGCGAUAGAGCAGAGGGAGAAACUGCAGGAACUGGAGGAGCUUCUGAAAAACCUGGGGACUGGAGAUGAAACUGUGACAGAUCAGGGUUUCGAAGAACGGCUGCGAGAAGCAGAAAAGGCCGUGAGUGACCUCCUCCUGGAUGCGCAAAGCAGCAAAGAUGUGGAUCAGGGUAUGCUGGAUCGGCUGGGAGAGAUAAACUCCACACUAAGUUCCCAACUGGAGCGUCUGCAGAACAUCAGAGAUAUGAUCCGUGAUACAGAUAAGCAGGCGCAGGAAGCCCGAGACCGUGUGGAGAGCACAGAGCUGAUAAUUGAUUCUGCAAGAGAACAGUUGGAGAGAGCCAAAGUAGCUAUUGCUAAUGUGACCAUUACGCCACCAGACACCACUGGAGAUCCCAAUAAUAUGACACUACUGGCAGAGGAAGCUAAAAGACUAGCUGAGAGACAUAUGCAAGAAGCAAACGAGAUCGAAAAAGCAGCGAAGGAAGCCAAUGAAACCGCCAACGAAGCGUACCGUUUAUUACUGAAAACUCUUGGUGCAGAGAACCAGACGGCAGCAGAGAUUGAAGAACUUAACAAGAAGUAUGCGCAAGCGAAGAAUAUUUCCCGUGAGUUGGAGAAACAAGCAAGUAAGGUACAUGCAGAGGCUGAGGAGGCAGGAAACCGGGCACUUCAGAUUUAUGCCAACCUGACCAGCGUCCCUUUAAUCGACACAGCUGCUUUACAGGCGGAGGCAGGGAAGAUUCAGAAAGAGGCCGAGGAGCUGGAUCUGCUGAUUGACAGAAAGCUGCAAGACUACGAUGAUCUGCGGGACGAUAUGAGGAGCCGGGAGCUUGAAGUUAAAAAUCUGCUGGACAAAAGCAAAACUGAACAGCAGACUGCAGAUCAACUUCUGGCCCGAGCUGAUGCGGCGAAAGCCCAGGCAGAAGAGGCAGCAAAAAAAGGACGUACAACGUUACAAGAGGCUAAUGAAAUAUUAAAUAAUCUAAGAGAUUUUGACAAACGUGUGAAUGACAAUAAAACAGCAGCAGAAGCUGCGCUACGGAAGAUCCCUAUGAUAACGCAAACCAUUGCUGAGGCCAACAACAAAACACGACAUGCAGAGAGUGCACUGGGAAACGCAAAUGCCGAUGCACUAGGUGCGAAAAAUAAGGCAGAGGAGGCAGAGAAGAUAGCAAAUGCCGUCCAAAAGAAUGCUGCCAAAACAAAGGAAGAGGCUGACAAUACUUUUAAUGAAGUGACCAACUUGGAUGGGGAGCUGCAAGAAAUGCUACGACAGCUGCAGGAUGCAGAGAACCUGCUGAAUAAAAAGCAGACGGAGGCUGGCCAGGACAUGAUGAUGGCACAAAUGGCUUCUGAUGCAGCAAAAGAAGCUGAAAGGAAUGCACAGAAAGCCAAGCUGUCUGUAAAUGAGGUCCUAGGCAUGAUCGUUGAAUUGCUAAGCAAGCUUGGUCAGCUGGACUCUGUGGAUGUUGGAAAGCUCAACGAGCUAGAGAGGACAUUGGACGAUGCAAAGUCUCAGCUCCGUGAUAGUGAUCUGGACCGCAAAGUGGCUGAGCUGGAAGAGUCGGCGCGGCUGCAGGACGCAGCACUUGACUCUUAUAAACGAGACAUUGACCAGAUUCUCCGGGACAUAGACAACUUGGAGGACAUUAAAAACACUCUGCCCCCUGGCUGCUACAACACCCCGUCUAUUGAGAAGCCCUAAAGCCAGGCCCUAUGGGAAGAAAGGAGGAGGGUUACUUGCAUCACCUUCCUCACCAACACCCACGUUUGGCUGUGAAGUGCCUUAUUAUUCACCCACCCCAGACUGUCUGCCCUAUACACUGUCCACUCCAUGCCCGCUGAAUAUUGAACUGAAGAGUUUGGGGUCAACAUUUGAAAAUGUGUUCCACCUAAAUUAUCAACCCCAUCUCACUUGUAGGUGAGGCGUCCACAUUAACUUUCUUAUGCUUCUCCAUCCAUUUACGACAUGGAGAGAGGAAUGACUGCCUGCAGGCUUCUGCAAGCCUCUUUUUCCACACCAGGGAGAGGGGGGCUAUGGCAUUCUUCUCAGUCCAGGGGGAAGGUUAAAGAGUUAACUGCAUCAGUGCUGAAGAUACCUGAGAUGCAAUGUGUUAACAGCCUUUCUGGCAUGCAAGUGGUUAAUAUGAAGCUAUGCUCUGCAGACCUCGUACGUAAGAGGGUUUUGCAGCAAUAUUCUUUUUGUAAAAAUGUUCAGUAUACACAUACACUACCAUGUUCCUCAUUAACCAACUGCCUGGGCAACUGCCCUGUAGCUUAGCCAAUCAAGCCAGUAUUAGCCCUGACAGCACUGCGCCCCAAAGAUGUAGGGGGUGGACUUCUUAAUUUGCUACAAAGAGGGGUCCUCUAAUGUAGGAACUGCAGAAUAGCUAUUUGCAGAAGUACACAUUGUGGCUGCUACCACCCAGGGCAAAAAAUCACGAUCAUUUGUAACAGCAGAUACGUUUGACCUGGCAUGUCAGAACAGAACAUGAAGAAUGAAUGGUGCAGGGCCAUUGUGGUCAGUUCCCCCUUCACAGUUCUGAGAUGCCAGUCCUCUGUUACAUGUGCUCCUUCAGUACAAUAAUCCCUCUGUACCCCACCCUGUAUGGGGGGGAGUAACCCUUUAAAUGACACUGGUGCUAUUAAUGAUUUUGAAUUUGCUUGAUUCCUGUGAGUGUUCUAUAUUUUUGUAUCUGGAUUAUAACUCAAGUUGAAUGUCUUUCCUUUCAGUUUUGCCUUUUCUUUGUGUAAAUAUAUUCCUAGUUGGGGGAAGGAGGAUUAGGAAAACAUUCUUCAUAGCAUUUGUCUUUUCUAUGCUAUUCACUACAUUGUUUCCCCGAACCUCCCAUUCUCUAUUUCAUCCCCUUGUCUGUCUCCCCAAAACACGUAACACAAACCUCUUUACGCAGACACACCUGCAGGGGUCAUAUUGCAAAUCCUCAGCCACCCCCUGAGCUCCCUAACGUGUCUGUUUCCUCUGUUUUGACAAGGUUUAACCCUAUUAAUGUUAAUAUCCACUUUUAAGGACCCUCCGCUACCCAGAGAUGUGUCGAAAUGGAUGAUGGGGACAUCUCUGGCAUCAAACAUGGUAAUCCCCUUUAUUAAUAAGCAGCAAGCAAUGGACUGUUACUGGAACAACAGCCUGUUCAAAAAAAAAAGGGAGGGUCAUCUGUGGUCAUUUUUGUCCAGGGGAAAAGGGGUUCAACAAAAAAAAUCACAACACCUUUUUUAUGUAUAAAACAGUAUUUCUUAUUUAUAAUAAAGUGAAUAUUUGUAACCCCUUA
Bombina bombina (fire-bellied toad) is the source of this 6752-nucleotide messenger RNA. RefSeq names its product laminin subunit gamma 1 (gene LAMC1). Lineage: Eukaryota; Metazoa; Chordata; Amphibia; Anura; Bombinatoridae. The coding region runs from base 386 to 5170 and encodes 1594 amino acids. Gene Ontology annotation, molecular function: extracellular matrix structural constituent. The record is from RefSeq and is a predicted model, not a curated record. The transcript is spliced from 28 exons.